AAAUUAUUUUACAGCAAGUGAAAAGUGCAAUUAAAAAAGACAAAUCUAGUCGAAGAAACCGCUUGAUUUUAUGCUAUAUUUGACCUUAAUUUAUUUUAUUUAAGCGUGCAUCUGAAAGCGAUUACUGUCAGUGUCUGUAUUUUUACAUAUAUAAGUCAGUACCACUGUGUUACUAUUUACUGAAAAUCAGUAUCGCGGCGCUUCCGUCAGGUUGUGAUUGUUGGCGUGCGCGCUCGUGCAGUAACUUGUCCAUAAAAGGAGUGGUAAGCCGGAACCAUUUAAUACUGCACGGGGGAGUGCACUGCACUUCAUGAUUGCGGGCGAAUAAUGAUAGGAAUUUACGUUUAAUUAUUAAAAUGUGAACAAAACGAGUCUACUGUUUAACAUAUAACGUUAGUUCAAUCGUGUCUGUUUGACACACUAAUGUGAAGCAUCUUGAAUCAGCUGAUCCUGCCCCCGUGAGUGGACGCGUCCGCGGAGCUCCAUUCUGCUGGAGAAUUCACUUCAGUCAAACUGCGAUUUCUGAAAAUCAGCGUUGAUUUCUAGAUUUGAUGAAAUGGGAUAAAUCGGCAGAUCGCGUCGUCAUGAGCGACCGAAAAACGACGCCUCACAGCGGACAGUACAAACCGAGAAUGAGCGGGGGGAGCAGUGUGCAGAUGGAGGAUCGCAACAUGUUGCGGCGGAUGGAGAAAGAGAGAAGGAGUCAGGAGGUGCAGCAGGAGGAGACGCAGUAUGACAGAAUUGCUCCUCUCUUCAACAAGCCGUAUAAGAGAAUCAAAGACGAUGAGCUGUCGAGUCGCAUCCAGAGGAUGCUGGGUAAUUAUGAGGAUGGAUAUGAGGGACCCGAGGAAGCUUGCCCCGCGCUCCCUCACGACCGUUCCUUGCAAUUCCCUCACGUGGAUGGAUCGAAGGCGUCUCUCCGUGAGCAGUCGGGACGCACGGAUCGCUCCAAACCAGUUCCGGACCGCGUGUCCGUAACCGGCCCUCCUUUGGGUGAGAGCUGGGACUGUUUACCGGCCCUGUCUCCUCCGGUGGAGCCGCUGUCUCCUCUACAGUCCAGUGACUCGGAUGGCGGCCCGUCUCCAGAGCGCAGCAGCUCGAGCCGCAGGCCGGACGCGCCUCCGCCGACUCUCACGCUCCCGCUGAAUUUGCACGGUAAGCUGGCCAACGCCAAGAAACCCACAGCGUACGUCAGGCCGAUGGAUGGUCCGGUGGCCAGCGAUUCUCCUGAACUGAAGGCCUCACCGGAGUCUUACGAGCACUUACAGGACCUGAAGGAUAGCGGAAAACCAAACCUUGCCGCUCUGCAGGCUGCUGAUAUUGUGUCUGGUGAGCGUGUGGAGGACAUUCUGCAGGAAAUGACCUCAUGGCCUCCACUGCUGACAACCAUUUGUACGCCAACCACAAUCGAGCCACCUAAGUUCCUGUCCACUAACGAGGGGACACAUGGAUUCCCGACUCUCAAAGCUCAUGAAUCAUCAGACAAAGUUCAGCUGAAAUCUCAAGGAGGAUCCAGCAGCUCCAGUGACUCUGACAGCAGUUCAGACACUGACAGUGGAAAGAGCAACAGUCCAGAUGAAUCAGCAGCUCCUGAGACAGUGAACCUGCAGCCACAGAAAGAGAGUGACUGGCAGUUGGGAAGAUGGUUAGAAAGGAGGGGGAACCAGCACCAGCAGAACCCUAGGAGCCCAUGUGAUGUCAUCAGGCCCAACUCCCAUGAUUCCUCUGAAAGGACAGAGGCUGCCGGUACACAAAGUUACUAUAGUAACCCAACUGAUGGCGGCAAAGCGUCUGAUCACAGGAGCACAAACACGUGUGAGAAUCCGCUGUUAGAAGGCACAGGCGUGGAGAUUUCCCAGCAUGCUGAAAAAGCGUCCACACACAGACCGAAACACAAGAGAAAGAAAGCAGCACAUCAUACACAGCAGAAGAGGACGACAGCAGACAACAACGUCAAGAAACAAACGGACAGGAAAGAAACGCAUCAGCCGCUGCUGGUGAAAAUAGAGCUGAACCUGCUCUCCAGAAUCCCGCGGGAGCCCGGAUCAGCUCCGUCUCAUGCAGGGAACAUCAGCGCGUCGGGACACAAGAGACCGGUGGAGAGGGAUGAAAAGUGUUCGAGGAAGAAACAGAAACUGGACAAAGAAGGAAAACAGUCGUCCUCCUCCCAGAAGAGCCUUCACCAAUCAGAAGCCGACAUGAACGGCGACAGGACGAUGAAGAAAAAGAGUACGAAGCACGGGUCAAGUCUUCCUCGGGAGGCGCACAGAGACUCGGGACGCAAGCGGCACUCGGCCGCGGCUCCUGCCGGCCAGCAGAAGAAAGCGGAGACUCAUGGGAAGAAAACCUGCAAGAGCCACGGGGAGCUCCCGGAGAAACCUGCAGCCAAACCACGAGCGCUGCUGCCGCCCGAUCGUAGGAAACUCUCUGUGGAAGAUCAUCUGAAGGAAGCCAAAAAACUGAAGCACAAAGCAGACGCUACGCCGGAUAAGAUGGCUAAAGCGCUCAGCUACCUGGAGGCAGCGCUGUCGUUCGUGGAGAGCGCCGUCGCCAUGGAGACGGAGCCGCAGACGCCCAAAUCUGCGUACACCAUGUUUUCCGAGACGGUGGACCUGAUCAGGUUUAUUCUCAAACUGAAGAGCUACACGGAUCCGUCGGCCGCCGCCCACGAGAGAGAUUUCUGCGUCCUGUGCAUGCGAUGCCAGUCUCUGCUGCAGAUGGCCCUGUUCCGCUACAGAAGAGAUUCGGCGCUCAAAUACUCGCGGACGCUCACGGAUCAUUUCAAAAGCUCGUCGUGGUCUGCGUCCCCCUCCGUGUCCAAGAGCGCCGUCCCGUCUCCCUCCGGCAGCACGCUGGUCAUUCCUCAGCCCAUCCAGCAGGUGGCGGCAUCGUACGUCAGCAUCACGGCGCUCUUUCUGAGCGCUCACGAGACCUGGGAGCAGGCGGACGAGAUCGCUCUCAGAGGCAGCGGUUUGCUGCAAGAGUUGGAUUCAGCUGUUGGUCCUCUGAGUCUGACGUCCUCCAUGAGCGCGUUAGUGCGAUACGCCCGUCACGGCCUCCACUGGAUCAGACUCGACGCGCUGAACCCGCGCUGACGCUUCGCACGGCCUUCGGAGCGUCACGAGAUCUGUGAUUCACACACACACUUGAGGACGUGAGGAUGUGGCAGCUUUUAUUUAUUUGCACAAUGAUCAAAUAAAACGAUUGAUCUCUCUUCUA
Messenger RNA from Labeo rohita (rohu), 3219 nucleotides. RefSeq names its product AF4/FMR2 family, member 1 (gene aff1). Gene Ontology annotation, cellular component: super elongation complex; nucleus. The coding region runs from base 552 to 3095 and encodes 847 amino acids. Gene Ontology annotation, biological process: regulation of gene expression. NCBI's taxonomy places the organism in Eukaryota, Metazoa, Chordata, Actinopteri, Cypriniformes, Cyprinidae. The record is from RefSeq and is a predicted model, not a curated record. The transcript is spliced from 19 exons.